AUGUCGCUUGAUCUCGUCAGUACACUACCAUAUGAUUCCAUCACAUCAUUAGUUCGAAAAGCCGCUUACGGUCUUGUAACAACAUGUAUACUCGGUACUGCAGUGUACGCUGGAUAUCGUGUGGCUUCACCAGAGAAACACCUUAUAAGACGGCAUCGACACCCUGAACUCAAUGAUCAAAUUGAAAAAGUGCUGGACUCAUUGAAAAUCUCCGAUGAACAGUUGAUACAUAUGAUGCAUAUCUUAGAAGAAGAAAUGAACGCUGGCCUUUCUCCUGCAACGCAUAAAAAAGCCAGUGUGAAAAUGUUUCCAACAUAUGUCCGAAACAUUCCAAAUGGUACUGAAGUUGGUCAAGUUCUUGCACUUGAUUUGGGCGGAACGAAUUUUCGUGUACUUUUGAUCGAUUUACAUGGUAAUUCCAAGAUUGAACUAACAUCAAAGAUUUUCGUUAUUCCGCAAUCCAUUAUGAUCGGAGAUGGCAAACAUUUAUUCCGACAUCUGGCUGAAUGUUUAGAAGAAUUUAUGGAAAAAGAAAAUAUAUUAAACUCAGGCACCUGUUAUCCAUUAGGUUUCACCUUUUCAUUCCCAUGUCAACAGGAAAGUUUAGCGUCUGCUCGAUUAACAGCAUGGACGAAAGGUUUUAGUUGUUCGGGCGUUGUUAAUGAAGAUGUGGUGAAACUUUUACAAGAAGCAAUCAAUGAAAAGGGUAUCAAUGCGAAAUGUGUGUCCUUAGUCAAUGAUACUGUUGGAACACUAAUGGCAUGUGCAUAUAAAGAUCCAUCGACCGCAAUCGGUCUUAUAUUAGGCACAGGAACAAACGCAUGUUAUAUCGAAAGCUUAGAUAGAGUAGGAACAUGGGACGGUGACUAUAACGAACCGAAACAAGUGAUUAUCAAUACGGAAUGGGGUGCUUUUGGUGAUAAUGGUCGUUUAAAACACCUCCGAACAAAGUAUGACGAAGAAGUUGAUAUUUCAUCAAUUAAUCCUGGCAAACAGAUUUUCGAAAAAAUGAUCUCAGGAAUGUACAUGGGCGAAAUCGUGCGACUGAUUAUUUUAGAUCUAUUGCAACACGAAUUACUUUUCCUCGGUCAUCGAGAUACCUACAGUGAUUAUAAGGCUGCACUCUACAAUCGCGGUGGUUUCUAUACUAAAUUUGUAUCCACUGUGGAAACCGAUGAAGGUAUUAAAUUUUCAAAUACACGACGAGUGCUCGAAGAUAUUGGCAUUCAAAAUCCCACAUAUGAUGAUUGUGCUAUCGUUCAACAUAUCUGUCGACAAGUAUCAAAACGAGCUGCACGAUUAGCUGGUGCUGGCUUAGCGGUAUUGAUUAAUCGUAUUGGUAAAAGCAAUAUUACCGCCGGUGUCGACGGAUCACUCUAUCGAUUCCAUCCACGAUUCAAACGUAAUAUGGAACGAUGUAUGGAAUCAUUAGUGAACAAAGACAUCAAGUUCAAAUUGACACUAUCCGAUGAUGGUAAAUGUGUUCUCUAUUUCCUAACAAAUCCUACAAUCUAUUUCUACUUUAUAGGCAGUGGCAAAGGUGCUGCAAUGGUAGCGUGUGUUGCUGAACGAAUUUUUGAGCAUGAUAAAGAAACAGCUGAUUAUGAAACAUUAACCAAAAGUCUGAUAAACUGA
Molecule: messenger RNA, 1635 nt
Organism: Adineta ricciae
Lineage: Eukaryota; Metazoa; Rotifera; Eurotatoria; Adinetida; Adinetidae
Source: the annotation of a GenBank genome assembly